AUGGCUGUGAAUGACAUUGGUGAUGGGUUACCUCCUAUUAGCUCUUGGGCACCACCACUACCUCACGAUUAUAGCAAAGCAGUACCAAAUGAUUUUACACAGGUCCAGGUGCCAGUACAGUAUUUGCUCGAUUUUCCUACUACUGUACCUCAAGGAUCACUUAAUGCUGAGGUACACUCUCUAUUACCCUUGCCUACUCUAUCCUCCCUGCUACCUGUCUCUGAGCAGCCUGUACCAAUAGAGGUGGAUGAUCUGCUGCUUCCUGAGGAGAUAUCAGUCCUCCCUAAAUGGAUGAAAGAGCACAUACAAGGCAUUCUCAAGGCUUUCAUGAGUGCUGACAAGAUGUCAUUAGUAUCAAUGUGGGCAAAGUUAGAGAUCCAGUGUAUUAAUACUGUGUAUUCGAACAAACGACUCUCAAGAGGCUGCCCUACUGACAUGAGUAUGUGGUCAUGGAUGUUAGACAUCAAUUCUGUUCCCUCUGUCAGUGACAUUGGGAUAUUUCAGCAACAGGCUUCCCAUUGGUGGGCAAGUUUACAGCCUCUGUCACGUCAGAUUUCAGGGGUAGACUGGCCACUUUCUCAGACAGUUGUUUCAGGGGAAGAUUGGAGUCAACUAUGUAAGACUGGUAAAAACGGCAUCUAUCUCAUUGUAAUGAUGAUGUGGAUAUGGAAGUUGGCACUUACUGUGGAUCCGAGCCUCUGUAAAGAGUUCUACACAGACAUGACCAAGGAUAUCGCUUGGGCAUUCACAGCAAUGGCUGAUACAUUACCAUCUGUUACUCACAAGGUUACUAAUGAGACAGAUGUGCCUGAGGACUUAGAUGGGUCCUGA
Fomitiporia mediterranea MF3/22 is the source of this 831-nucleotide messenger RNA. RefSeq lists its product as uncharacterized. The coding region runs from base 1 to 831 and encodes 276 amino acids. Lineage: Eukaryota; Fungi; Basidiomycota; Agaricomycetes; Hymenochaetales; Hymenochaetaceae. The transcript is spliced from 2 exons. The record is from RefSeq and is a predicted model, not a curated record.